AUGUGUUUACUCCAGCUAAUCAAGUGGCCCAGCUCGGGUCCUCAUCCUGGACUCGGAAUCCAGGGAUCUUUCCCGUUGGUUCAGGGAGGACCCUCCCCGUGGGGAGACUUGCCUGUGCCCCACAUCUCACUCCGUCUUUUCCUCUCUGUCACCCCUCCCCUCCCAGUGGAGCCCACAGUGACCAUCUCCCCAGCCAAGACAGAGGCCCUAACCCACCACAACAUGCUGGUCUGCUCGGUGACGGAUUUCUAUCCAGCCCACAUCAAAGUCCGCUGGUUCCGGAACGACCAGGAGGAGACAGCCGGUGUCGUGUCCACCCCCGUGAUCAGGAACGGGGACUGGACCUACCAGAUCCUGGUGAUGCUGGAAAUGACCCCCCAGCGAGGAGACGUCUACACCUGCCGCGUGGAGCACCCCAGCCUCCAGAGCCCCAUCGCAGUGGAGUGGCGGGCACAGUCUGGAUCCGCCCAGAGCAAGAUGCUGAGUGGCAUCGGAGGCUUCGUGCUGGGGCUGAUCUUCCUGGGCCUGGGCCUUGUCAUCCGUCACAGGAAACAGAAGGGGCUCCUGCGCUGACUCCUGAUCGUAUUUUGACUGGGAUUGGCUGUGUUUCCUCUGAAAUGCCUGCUUGUUGUCCUUGCGCAGAUUUCCCAGCUGCCUGUGAGCCUGCUCCCUCUGAGAUCAGACCUGUCCAAUCAUCUCCUGUGCUUCCCCCCACCCCCCACCCUCCAGGCCAUGGCUGUGACCUUGGAGUCUGUCCUGUGGGCUGCCAGCUGAGUCUACUCAAAGCCCAAAGGCAUUUUUCUUUUGUUUUCUCCCUCCCUCCAUCCGCCACUGUCCAAGAGAAGCACAUUAAAGCCUUUACCUGACUCCAGAGCUUUUGUCAUAAUUAAACAUGUUACCUGUA
Myotis lucifugus (little brown bat) is the source of this 904-nucleotide messenger RNA. RefSeq names its product HLA class II histocompatibility antigen, DQ beta 1 chain-like. The record is from RefSeq and is a predicted model, not a curated record. The transcript is spliced from 3 exons. Bases 1 to 573 code for a protein of 190 amino acids. Gene Ontology annotation, biological process: peptide antigen assembly with MHC class II protein complex; immunoglobulin production involved in immunoglobulin-mediated immune response; antigen processing and presentation of exogenous peptide antigen via MHC class II. Gene Ontology annotation, cellular component: MHC class II protein complex. Lineage: Eukaryota; Metazoa; Chordata; Mammalia; Chiroptera; Vespertilionidae. Gene Ontology annotation, molecular function: MHC class II protein complex binding.